AUGUUGCAGUGCGAUGGUCAAGCAAUCUCGUUUCCAGUCUCCCCAGUAAUUGUGGCGGACGGCAUUUCGAAGAAAAGGGUCAUUGACCAUGUUGUUUUAUCGGAACUUGCUUUGUUCCGUCGACCGUUGAAAAUCGUUAGCCUUGGUUCUUCGGCCUGGGCUCAGAGAUAUCGGAUUGAUGUCGAGGCCCAGGAACAGACAGAUAGCUAUUUCAUGAAGAUAUCAUUUGGGGAUCAUGGCAGGGAAGCCCUCAAGGGAGAAUUCGAGGCUACUUUGGCAAUCCACAGCAUAGUUGGAAGCUUCACUCCCAGGCCAAUCAAAUGGGGAUCCUUCAGUGCUCUUUCAGGAGCACAUUAUUAUCUCUGUCGUUUCUACAAAUUUGCGGAACAUGCCCCUAAACCAGCAGAGUUCUGCCAGAAGGUCGCUUUUCUCCAUUCGAGGAGCAAUUCGCCAAACGGCAAAUUCGGGUUCCACCUCGUGACAUACAACGGCGACCUGCCUCAGGAGAAUGGUUACACUGACACAUGGGAGGAAUUCUUCACGAUCGGAUUUAGGCACAUGAUAAAUAUGAGCAUAGAACGUGGUGGGCCGUGGCCUGGGCUGGAAGGCCUAGACACUGCUAUGAUUGACAAAGUGAUCCCCCGCUUGUUAAGGCCAAUGGAAACAGGAGGGCGGUCCAUCAAGCCAUCCCUCGUCCAUGGAGACCUGUGGUGCGGAAAUGUCGCAGUCGAUUCAGCCACAGGGCGGCCGCUGAUAUAUGAUCCUGCGAGCUUUUAUGCACACAAUGAGUACGAAUUGGGCAAUUGGCGUCCUGAGCGAAAUGGGUUUGACAGAAGCUUCUUUGAUGCCUAUCAUGCAAUUAUUCCAAAGACUGCCCCAAUAGAAGACUAUGAUGACAGGAUUGCAUUAUAUUCAAUGCGCUUUAAUCUACAAGCCGCGGCCCUCUUCCCCGAGGAUACUAGCUUUCGAAACUCGGUAGUUGAAGAAAUAAGACAUUUGGUUGCAAAGUACCCGGGAGGCUACGAGGAGUAUGCCAGGAUGCUCUGUGACAGCAUCUAA
This is a messenger RNA of Aspergillus tubingensis, 1059 nucleotides long. RefSeq names its product aldo/keto reductase. NCBI's taxonomy places the organism in Eukaryota, Fungi, Ascomycota, Eurotiomycetes, Eurotiales, Aspergillaceae. The record is from RefSeq and is a predicted model, not a curated record. The transcript has 6 exons. Bases 1 to 1059 code for a protein of 352 amino acids.